This is a messenger RNA of Xenopus tropicalis (tropical clawed frog), 2564 nucleotides long. RefSeq names its product NIMA-related kinase 4 (gene nek4). Gene Ontology annotation, cellular component: cilium; cytoplasm. Gene Ontology annotation, molecular function: transferase activity; protein kinase activity; protein serine/threonine kinase activity. NCBI's taxonomy places the organism in Eukaryota, Metazoa, Chordata, Amphibia, Anura, Pipidae. The record is from RefSeq and is marked provisional.
CGGAAGCGGGCAUAGAGAGGCAACGGAGAUGGGAGAGUUUGGCUCCCUGGGGGAGUACGUUCUGAUCCGCCCCGUAGGGAAGGGGAGCUACGGGGAAGUGAGUCUGGUGCGGCACCGAACCCUCGGCAAGCAGUUUGUCAUUAAGAAGUUGAACCUACAGAGCGCCUCUCGGCGGGAGCGCAAAGCGGCUGAACAGGAGGCGCGGCUGUUGUCCCACCUAAAGCACCCCAACAUUGUGGCCUACAGGGAAUCCUGGGAAGGAGAGGACGGCAUGCUGUACAUUGCUAUGGGCUUCUGUGAGGGAGGGGAUCUCUACCAUAAGCUGAAGGAGCAGAAAGGAAAACUCCUCCUAGAGAGCCAAGUCAUGGACUGGUUCAUCCAGAUCGCUAUGGCCUUACAGUAUUUGCACGAGGAGCACAUUAUGCACCGUGAUCUAAAGACCCAGAACGUGUUCCUGACCCGAUCCAACAUCAUUAAGGUGGGAGACCUGGGAAUUGCGCGGGUGCUGGAGAGUCAGUACGACAUGGCGAGUACGCUGAUCGGUACCCCCUAUUAUAUGAGCCCCGAGCUUUUCUCCAACAAACCCUACAACUAUAAGUCUGACGUGUGGGCCCUCGGUUGCUGUGUGUAUGAGAUAGCAACGCUGCGCCACGCUUUCAAUGCCAAGGAUAUGAACUCGUUAGUGUACCGGAUCAUAGAGGGCAAGUUGCCCCCGAUGCCAAAGGAUUACAGUAAGGAGUUGGGGGACCUGAUUGCAACGAUGCUGAACCGCCAGCCAGAGAAGCGGCCGAGUGUGAAACAGAUCCUACACAAACCCUUCAUCAGGCACCACAUCUCCUUGUUCCUACAGGCAACAAAGCUAAAGCACUGCAAACACAAAAGGAAAGUGUCGGCCAGCAGUCUGAGUGAUAUCCCAGCAAGCCCACAACAUGAAGAUCCCGCACUGCCCAAACCUGCCUGCGACCCGCCCAGAAAGGUUCCCCCGAAAAAGUUGAGGAGUCCGGCCAAGAACGUGCCGGCAGGUUCCGCUCCAUCUUCCUCAGACAUCGGUGCCCCAGAACCUGCCAACAAUGGUCUGAGCCACACCGGCGUGUCCCUAGCAACCCUUAGCAACGUGGAUAUCAGUAUCGCUGCGGCUGAACACGAUCGCUCUGCCCCGGAUCAUCCGAUACCUGCGGGGAAUCCUGCCAACGGUCACGUUACAGAGGAGCCAGAACGUCGCAGGGUCCAGCUCGGAUCUCAUACAGCCGAAGGCAAAGCGCAUUUAAAUUCUAUUUCCAGGGUAGAAAAGAGCCACUCUGGAGCCCUGCACCCCAGCAACAUGGAGGAACAAGGCGAUACCAUGAAGCUCCUACAGCCUGGCACCCAGCAUGGGAAAUCUCCCACCGAUGAAGAAUUGGAAUCUACAGAUAAACUCCUGGAGCCGUUUGUCCCAGUUAUGGAACAGGCUGCAGCAUCGCACGCAGAGAAAGCCGCGCUAUUGGUUAUCCCUGCGCCCCAGCCCCAUAGCUCCGUGUGUGAGCCCUCCCUCUCCCGGCAGCGGCGGCACCGGGGCCGAGACCAGAAGGCAGAAGAUGCACCCAAGCAGGACGGGGCAUGUCCCAGACCCCUCCCAUCUCCCCCGGGCACGUCCCGCCCAGCCGCACCCCACACCCGCAGUACCCCAGAGAUCCGCCGGCCUGCAGAUGGGAUGCACCAAUCAGAGGGCAGAGUGAAUUCAGCUUCACAGGAGCAGCGGCCUCUGUCUGCCAGGGAGCGAAGGCGACUCAAGCAAUCACAGGAAGACCUGUUUUCCUCAGAAAUCAGGCGCAGCUCCUGUCACAGUGUUGGAACAGAUGCCCAUUGUGGCGCUCAGGCCCCUGCGGCCCCCCCAGCCUCCCUCCCUGAUGGGAAACAGAAGAGCCCUAUGUGCCAGCGUUUGUCUGAAGAUGAGUUGAGUUCCUCUGCCAGUUCUACGGAGCGCUCGGAGGGGGAAUAUAAGGAAGGGAAAUCGGACUCGAGUGAGAUGCAGGACCUGGUUGAGCUGAUGACCGAGACGCUGCACAUGGAGAGGUCGGAGAGGGCAGAACCAAAGGGCAGAGAGUUCCGGCCCCAGAGGAAAUACAGAGACACCCUCAUUUUACAUGGAAAAGCCCCCGCGGAGCCUGAUGAGUUGCACUUCCAUGAUUUCCCCUCAGAUACCCUGACGGUGCCGGAGAAGUUUCGGCGCAUGGUGGAGGCUCUGAGGGCUGAUGUGGUGCAGGGAGUGGGAGUGAAGCUGCUGGAGAGAGUGUAUGAUAUCAUGGAGUGCGAGGAUGAGACCGCCAGGGAGCUGCAGCUACAGAAUCAGCUGGGAGACAAGUACGCCCCCUACAGCCUGAAGAUUCAGCAGCUCAAGUUCUUUGAAGACCAUUCCAAGUUUUAGCUGGGGGGGGGGGUCCCUUUGUACAGAACUGAAGCAGCACAAGUGUUGGUUUAUUCCGUAGAGUUUGUAUAUUUUUAUAAUGUUCUUCCUUUUUUAUCCGUAUUCUGCCUCCUGUAAAUAUUAUCAUUGUGUCUCAGAUAAAAACAUUGUUUGCACCGUA